UUUCACUCUGAUUGCCACCUUUUGUGCCUUUUGUCUACGAGAAAGAACCCAAAACAAUGGAAAGAAAUACCUGUUCUCCUCUUGAUUACUACUCCUUCCUCCUGGCGAUCACCACGACAUCCAACAAAGCUAAGAAGAGAUGGCGCUUUGCGUGUUUCGCAAUAUACUCCCACCGAGUCAUGCUCUCCCUUGCCAAAGAGAUCCUGUCCCGUAGGAGCUGCACCGAUCCUAACAUCUCAUGCAGUGUCAGUCAUUCCAACACUGCCCUCGACAUUCGAUUGGUUAGUCCGAAUCACCCGACUAAUCCUGACAUAUCAUGCAGUCAUUCUCACACUGUCGUCGACAUUGAGUUGGUUAGUUCAGAGCACCCGACUGAUCCUGACAUAUCAUGCAAUCAUUCUGCCCUCAACAUUGGGGUGGUCGGUCUGGAGCACCCGGCAUCAAUGAUCGCCAAUGUCCCAUUGGUCUCAAGUGCCGAUCACAUGAAACUCAUCGAGUUGGUCAAGGACAAGGACCUCGCGACUCUUUGUCAGGUUGGCGGAGUCGAAGGCAUCGCGGCCAGUCUUGGUACGGAGAAGGACAGGGGGAUUAGAGGGCAUGCCUCUGAUGUCACCAUGCGGCGGGAUACAUUUGGUUCAAACACUUAUCAAAAGCCGCCUCCAAAAGGGCUAUUACAUUUCGUGAUAGAUGCAUUUAAAGACACCACGAUCCUCAUUCUACUAGUUUGCGCAGGCCUUUCUCUUGGCUUCGGCAUGAAAGAACACGGGGUACAAGAAGGGUGGUAUGAAGGCGGAAGCAUAUUCGUUGCCGUCUUCCUGGUCAUAGCUGUCUCCGCUUUCAGUAACUAUAGACAGGAGACGCAGUUUGACAAGCUAUCCAAGAUAAGCAACAACAUAAAAGUCAAUGUCGUAAGAGACGCUCGACCUCAACAGACUUCCAUUUUUGACGUGGUGGUCGGGGAUGUCGUCUUGCUAACUAUUGGCGACCAGAUUCCUGCGGAUGGGUUAUUCUUGGGCGGCCAUUCCUUGCAAAUUGAUGAGUCGAGCAUGACAGGAGAGAGCGACCAUGUUGAAAUCGAUCCGGAUCGGAAUCCAUUCUUAUUUUCCGGCUCUAAGGUGGUUGAUGGAUACGCUAGGAUGCUCGUGGUGUCAGUCGGAAUGAACACUGCGUGGGGCGAGAUGAUGAGCUCCAUAUCUGGAGAUUCAAAUGAAAGAACGCCAUUGCAAGCUCGGUUAGACAAACUAACCUCUUCCAUCGGAAAGGUAGGCCUCGCUGUAGCCUUUCUAGUCCUUGUUGUGCUGUUAGUCCGUUAUUUUACUGGGAACACUAAAGAUGAGGAAGGAAAUAAGGAGUACAAUGGUAGCAAAACUAGUACGGAUGACAUAUUGAAUGCGGUCGUACAAAUUGUUGCCGCUGCUGUCACGAUAGUCGUGGUGGCAAUCCCUGAAGGCUUGCCCCUGGCCGUAACGCUCACGUUGGCAUAUUCCAUGAAGAGGAUGAUGGCGGACCAGGCGAUGGUCAGAAAACUUUCUGCUUGCGAGACCAUGGGCUCGGCCACUGUAAUCUGUACGGACAAGACCGGCACACUAACGUUGAAUAAGAUGAAGGUAACUCAAUUUUGGUUGGGGGAAGAAUCCAUUGGAGAAGAUCACGACAGCAUAAUUGCCCCCGAUGUUGUUAAGCUAUUCCAUCAAGCUGUUGGACUAAACACUACAGGUAGUGUGUUUAUGCCUUCAUCAGUAGCUGAACCCGAAAUUUCUGGUAGUCCUACUGAAAAAGCAAUUCUUUCUUGGGCUUUCUAUUCAUUGAAUAUGCAAAUGGAAGAAAUCAAGAAGAAAUACAACAUUCUUUAUGUCGAAACUUUCAACUCAGAAAAGAAACGCAGUGGCGUCCUCAUAAAUGAGAAGAGCGAUGCCACCAUGUAUGUGCAUUGGAAAGGAGCUGCCGAGAUGAUUCUAGCCAUGUGCUCAACUUACUAUCAAAUUGAUGGUAACAUACAAUGCAUGGACGAUGCUGCAAGAAGAAAUUUUGAGAAAAUAAUCCAAGGUAUGGCAGCUAGUAGCCUCAGAUGCAUUGCUUUUGCUUACAAGCAAGCCAGGGACGGUGGAUUCCAAUACGAUGAGAAGGACAAGAGAAUGCUGCGCGAAGAUGGCUUGACACUACUAGGAAUAGUUGGCAUCAAGGACCCGUGCCGACCAGGGGCCAAGAAAGCUGUAGAAACUUGUUUAGCAGCUGGAGUGGACAUAAAAAUGAUCACUGGAGAUAAUGCCUUCACAGCAAAAGCAAUUGCGAUUGAGUGCGGGAUUCUUGGUCGAGAUACUGAAAAUCAUGGCAUAGAGGUGGUGGAGGGUUCAGAGUCAAACUACACCGACGAUGAGAGAAUGCAAAAAGUCAAUCAAAUCCGUGUUAUGGCUAGGUCUUCCCCUUUCGACAAGUUGCUGAUGGUGCAGUGCCUGAAAAAUAAGGGCCAUGUGGUCGCGGUCACCGGAGAUGGUACAAAUGAUGCACCAGCACUAAAAGAAGCAGAUAUUGGACUUUCCAUGGGCAUUCAAGGAACUGAGGUUGCCAAAGAGAGUUCCGACAUUGUCAUAUUGGAUGACAAUUUCACCUCCCUUGUGACGGUAUUAAGAUGGGGGCGAUGUGUUUACAACAAUAUCCAGAAAUUCAUACAGUUUCAACUAACGGUAAAUGUUGCUGCUUUGGUAAUUAAUUUCAUUGCAGCAGUUUCAGCAGGUGAGGUUCCUUUAACUGCAGUGCAAUUACUAUGGGUAAAUCUCAUCAUGGACACACUAGGUGCUCUUGCCCUCGCUACAGAGCGACCAAGCGAUGAAUUGAUGGAGAAAUCACCUGUAGGUCGUACAGAACCACUCAUAACCAAUGUGAUGUGGAGGAAUCUCCUAGCCCAAGCACUUUACCAGAUAGCAGUCCUCCUGACCCUGCAAUUCAGGGGCGAGUCCAUAUUCAAUGUCAGUGCAGGGGUGAAUGAUACUUUAAUUUUCAAUAUUUUCGUGCUUUGCCAAGUUUUUAAUGAAUUCAACUCAAGGAGCUUAGAGAAGCAGAAUGUAUUCAAAGGCAUUCAUAAGAAUCACUUAUUUAUUGCAAUUAUUGGGAUUACGAUUGUGCUUCAAGUGAUUAUGGUGGAGUUUCUGAAGAAGUUUGCCGAUACCGAGAGACUAAAUUGGUGGCAAUGGGCGGCUUGCAUUCUGCUGGCGGCAGCAUCUUGGCCAAUUGGUUGGUUGGUGAAGUUAAUACCCGUAUCAAGUAAGCCAUUCUUUAGUUAUCUUAAGAAGUCAUGGCUGGGAUUCACAAAGCUGAUGCAAAACAUUUUCCGAAGAAAGCCGUCUACCUUUAUGCUUGGCAACACCUGCCAGAAUGCACAAGAAUAACUCUAUAGAAAACUUGGUUCUAGGUCGCUGUCUUUCUCCAAGUAGGUUCUUGACAUAGCACCUUGGAUGUGCAUGCUGGCCUUCAAGUCAAUAGGUUAAUUACUGCGGAUGGACGGAGGUCUGUUAAGCAUGGUUCCUGGCGAGAAAUACAACAGACGAUGGGCCAAGUCAUCCCUUCAGCAGUCCCAAGACCUUUAUAGAUCUCACCCACGCUGGUCAUCAUUGUAAGAUCACCAUCACUCUCGUCUCAAUUCGAUCUGUUUUUAGCUUCAUUCUAGACUUGGCUUAGUUUCCUGAUCAACUUUGUUUUCUUUCUUUCAGUGAGUUCUUGACAUAGCACCUUCGAUGUGCAUGUUGGCCCUCAAGUCAAUAGGUUGAUUACCGCAGAUGGAUGGAGGUCUCGAGUUUCUGUGAAGUUCUAAGCAUGGAGAAAUGGGACUAUAUUUGGUAAAUAGCUCGCACAUCCCUUAAGAGUAUGUCAUGCGGCCUCUUGAGUCAACUUAGGAAAGUGCCACAGCUCCUAGUCAUGAGGGUCAUGUGGGCUAUUCUAGAUGUAGUCCUCUUUCUCCAUGCCAAGAACGCAGGAUGACACAAGAGCAUCAAGCUCAACGGAACAAUUAUCAAGCUCAACUCAUGUUUUGUUGAUUUUAAGGUCUUAUUGACUACCUAGCAACUUGCGGCUAUUCUGGUAAAUUUCCAUUGUUGAUUGCUGAUCUUCUAAGAUGGUAUUCGGCUUCCAAGGCGGGUGAAAGAAAUUAAAGAGUAAUAAUAGUCACUAAUGCAUUUGGUCAUAGUUAAAUUCAUUUAGUUCUUGUUAAAUGCAUUUAGUCCUAAUUGUCAUAAGUCUUUGUUAUGAUGUCAGUUUUAAUUAUGUGAACACUCCAAUAGUCAUUUCGAUUUCUAGGAUUCCAAGGGUCACUUUCUCUUGUUUAGCAGAAUCUUUCUAUAAAUGGAGGUGUAGUCUCAUUUGUAUGACAAACAAUAUUUGAAUGUAAUGAAUACUUGCAAUUUUCCUCAA
This is a messenger RNA of Eucalyptus grandis, 4404 nucleotides long. Its product is annotated as calcium-transporting ATPase 12, plasma membrane-type. Gene Ontology annotation, cellular component: membrane; intracellular membrane-bounded organelle. The record is from RefSeq and is a predicted model, not a curated record. Gene Ontology annotation, molecular function: ATP binding; P-type calcium transporter activity; ATP hydrolysis activity. Lineage: Eukaryota; Viridiplantae; Streptophyta; Magnoliopsida; Myrtales; Myrtaceae. Gene Ontology annotation, biological process: calcium ion transmembrane transport.